AUGGAGCCUGGGAAACUCUUGGAUCCCCCGUCAGACACAAGCAGCACUCCGGAAAACCAUGAAAGAACCCAUGAAUGCGCAGAGUGUGGGAAAUCCUUUGCUCGCAGGUCCCUUCUUUUGACCCACAGGAAGAUCCAUAUGGGAAGUGGAUCCAGUCAAGGUUUGGAGUGUGAGAAAUCCUUCUCUGGAAAACAGAUGAAAGAUCUCAGAAGCCCCCUUAGACUAAAACCUCAUAAAUGUGAGGAAUGCCAUCUGGGAAACCAUGAGAGAAUUCACACAGGGGAGAAACCUUACACAUGUUGGGAAUGUGGGAGGAGCUUUUCUCGGCGUUCAUAUCUUUGGAUCCAUGAGAAGGCUCAUGCAGGAAUAAAACCUUACAAAUGCUUUGAGUGUGGCAAAUGUUUCACUCAGGGUUCAACUCUUCGGACUCAUGCGAAAACACACAGAGGGGAGAAAAAUGAAAAGUGCCUCGAAUGCGGGAAAUGUUUUUCCAGAAAAUCAUAUCUGGUAGAACACCAGAGACUUCACACCGGAGAGAGACCCCAUAAAUGCCCAGAAUGUGAGAAACGAUUUAUGUAUUCUUCUGAACUUCGGACGCACCAGAAGAGGCACAAAGGAGAGAAACCCUAUCAAUGUGGGGAGUGUGGGAAAAAUUUUCUUACACGAAGUGAGUGUCAGAGUCAUGAGAGAGUCCACACAGGGGAGAAGCCGUACAAGUGUGAGGAGUGUGGGAAGUGCUUUACCAAAAAAGAAAACCUUGGAAUCCAUGAGAUACUCCACACAGGAGAGAAGCCGUACAAGUGCAUAGAAUGUGGAAAAUGUUUUGCUCUAAAGGCAUACCUUUGGAGACAUCAUAAAACCCACGCAGGGGAGAAGCCAUAUCAAUGCAUUGAAUGUGGAAGAUUUUAUUCUAGCACAUCAGCCCUUAGAAGUCAUGUGAAAAUUCACACGGGGGAAAAAAACUACAAAUGUUUAGACUGUGGGAGAGCAUUUGCUCGAUACUCUUGUGUUACAUCAGCAAAUCCACACCGGAGAGAAACCUUACAAGUGGAGUGUGGGAAAUGUUUUGCCCAACCUUCAGCACUUCGCAUGCACAUCAGAAGUCACACAGGAGAGCGGUCUUACAAGUGUGUAGAGAAAACUUUUCACUGUAAAUCACAACUAAAAAUGCAUCAGAAAGUCCAUAGCAGAGAUAAACCUCUUCAGUUGUGA
Messenger RNA from Protobothrops mucrosquamatus (brown spotted pit viper), 1212 nucleotides. RefSeq names its product oocyte zinc finger protein XlCOF6.1. Lineage: Eukaryota; Metazoa; Chordata; Lepidosauria; Squamata; Viperidae. The transcript is spliced from 3 exons. Bases 1 to 1212 code for a protein of 403 amino acids. The record is from RefSeq and is a predicted model, not a curated record.